Striga hermonthica is the source of this 2121-nucleotide messenger RNA. NCBI's taxonomy places the organism in Eukaryota, Viridiplantae, Streptophyta, Magnoliopsida, Lamiales, Orobanchaceae. The record is from the annotation of a GenBank genome assembly.
AUGGCCUCAUCACUCACUAAUCCUCUAAUCUCCUCCAACUUCCUCCGCACCCAAAGCUUCUUCUCCACUUUACCUCGCGCACAUAUAACACUUUCCAGAAAAUUCCCAAUCCCACAAUCCCUUCUCAACGGCAAAAAUCCCAAGAAACCAACAAUUAUCCGAAAUCACGCAGCUGUAGCUGCUCUGCUCUUCUCAUCAGUCAUUCCGCAAGCACUCGCACUAGAUAAUUCUCCCCCACAACCACCUCCCGCCCCACAAGUCACUGAGAUCGAAGCCCAAAAGCCCGGCACGUCGUCUCCCUUCGGCCUGAACCUGAUCCUGGACGCCCCCAAGCCGCAGUCCCAGCCCGCCUCAGAUCUCCCGGAGGGUUCCCUGUGGCGCUACAGCGAGUUCUUAAACGCGGUGAGGAAGGGCAAGGUCGAGCGUGUGAGGUUCAGCAAUGACGGAGGUGCCCUUCAGCUGACCGCCGUCGAUGGUCGCAAGGCCGCCGUGGUGGUACCCAACGACCCGGACUUGAUUGACAUUUUGGCCUUGAGUGGCGUGGACAUUUCAGUCUCCGAAGGAGAACCCGAGAACGGGCUGUUAAAUUUCAUAGUGAGUCUGCUUUUCCCCCUCCUGGCUUUCGGCGGGCUUUAUUUCCUGUUCAGACGGGCCCAAGGCGGCCCGGAAGGGCCGGGCGGCCUUGGAGGGCCCAUGGACUUCGGCCGGUCCAAAUCCAGGUUCCAGGAGGUCCCGGAGACGGGCGUCACGUUUGCUGAUGUGGCUGGUGCCGAUCAAGCCAAGCUCGAGUUGCAAGAAGUGGUAGAUUUCUUGAAAAACCCAGAUAAAUACACUGCACUGGGGGCCAAAAUCCCUAAAGGUUGUCUUUUGGUGGGCCCUCCAGGCACUGGGAAGACCCUUUUGGCUCGAGCAGUGGCUGGCGAAGCUGGCGUGCCGUUUUUCUCUUGCGCAGCCUCAGAAUUUGUAGAAUUGUUUGUGGGAGUUGGGGCUUCGAGAGUCAGGGAUUUGUUUGAGAAAGCAAAGUCGAAAGCGCCUUGCAUUGUAUUUAUAGACGAAAUUGAUGCCGUUGGGCGGCAAAGAGGGGCCGGGCUUGGGGGUGGUAAUGAUGAGAGAGAGCAGACAAUAAAUCAGCUUUUGACCGAGAUGGACGGGUUUUCGGGUAAUUCAGGUGUGAUUGUGCUGGCGGCGACUAACAGGCCUGAUGUUCUUGAUUCGGCCUUGUUGAGACCUGGGAGGUUCGACCGGCAGGUUAUGGUGGACAGACCCGAUGUUGCUGGCAGGGUUAAGAUUCUUAAGGUCCAUUCAAGAGGAAAGGCGCUUGCAAAGGAUGUUGAUUUCGAAAAGAUUGCACGGAGGACACCAGGUUUCACAGGUGCAGAUUUGCAAAACCUAAUGAAUGAGGCAGCCAUUAUUGCAGCACGACGUAACUUUACCGAAAUAAGCAAAGACGAGAUAUCCGAUGCCUUGGAGAGAAUAAUAGCUGGACCAGAGAAGAAAAAUGCUGUUGUCUCUGAUGAAAAGAAGAGACUUGUUGCUUACCACGAGGCUGGACAUGCAUUAGUCGGUGCCUUGAUGCCAGAGUAUGAUCCAGUAGCAAAAAUAUCUAUAAUUCCGCGUGGACAAGCAGGUGGACUUACGUUUUUUGCUCCGAGUGAAGAGAGACUUGAGUCAGGAUUGUACAGUCGGAGCUACUUAGAAAAUCAGAUGGCUGUUGCACUUGGUGGAAGGGUUGCCGAAGAGAUUAUAUUCGGACAGGACAACGUAACAACUGGAGCAUCCAAUGAUUUCAUGCAAGUCUCAAGGGUUGCAAGACAGAUGGUCGAGAGGUUUGGGUUUAGCAAGAAAAUCGGGCAAGUGGCCAUAGGUGGUUCUGGUGGAAACCCAUUUCUCGGACAACAGAUGUCAUCCCAGAAAGACUACUCCAUGGCGACAGCAGACAUAGUAGAUGCCGAAGUUAGACAGCUGGUCGAGACAGCAUACAACCGGGCCAAGCACAUAGUCACCACACGCAUUGACAUCCUACACAAACUUGCUCAAUUACUAAUCGAGAAAGAAACGGUUGAUGGAGAGGAGUUCAUGAGCCUCUUCAUAGAUGGCCAAGCUGAACUCUACGUCGCCUAA